This is a messenger RNA of Astrephomene gubernaculifera, 3065 nucleotides long. NCBI's taxonomy places the organism in Eukaryota, Viridiplantae, Chlorophyta, Chlorophyceae, Chlamydomonadales, Astrephomenaceae. The record is from the annotation of a GenBank genome assembly.
AAUUAACGAGUAACUGGACUAGAAACUCCCUACUGAUGCUUUGCCAUCAAAGCGUGGUCGAAGUGCAAUGAUGAGCAGCCAGUACUAUUUCCAUAACGCGCCCCGUCCUGCAGCUAGAUGAUCAUGUGAAGAAAGCUAACGUACUCUUGAGCAUGUCGUCCCACUUUAUCCUCGCAAAACAGCCUUACCUAAGGGCCAUCCAAGGCCUUCGUCAACCCCCUAUAGCAAACACGUGACAACCCUAUCGCCUAUCUACCAACACCACAGCCGCCUCUUCCAGCCAAGGCUGGCCCGCUCCAUCGCAACCCUCCCUCUCGUCCGUUACACGUCUCCUUGGCACCGGGACCAGUGAGCCUUUACUCGCUUCCAGACUUCCGGACACCCCUCCGAUCUGGGUAACUUUAAGCAUAUAGAGCGCCAGCAACCACAUGUCGCAGGGGAACAUUGCCGCCUUGGAUUGUCGUGCAACAGCAGCGCCUCCCCUCCCAGCUACACCCGCACCACACGUGGCAGGUACCUCUUCCGCUGCUCCCACAGUGCCAGCAGCUGCCGCAGCCACUCCUCCUUGCCCAGCCGGCGCUUGGCGGCCCCGUCGUCCCACAGGAACUGCGGUUUCGGUUGUGAGGGUGCAUGGAGCUCGACUUCGCUUGAUGUAGGCACACGUUCCGCCUCACGGCCAGCUUCGUUAACACACAACACAGCUGCAACGAAAGCCGAGGGGGAGAUCCGGUGCCCAAGGAGCCGGAGUCGCUGCAGCAACUUCAGGGGCCAAGUGGUGAUCCGAGAACGACAGAAGCAGCAGCGGAGUAGGCUGGACCGCCCAUGUCGUGAAUGAUUGUUCCUCGGGCUGCUGCCUAGGAAGGCCUGGGCAGCUGGAGGGUUCAACUCCCUCGGGGACGUUGGAACUCGUUAGUUGCUCGUGUGUUGCUUUUUUGGUUUGAGUGUUCUGGGUAUUACCACCGGUACCUAACGAUUACUACACGUGUACGACCCACGAACCGUGUAAACUGUGCGGGUUGGUGGGGUUUCCACCAAUCCCGCACCACUUCCGCCGCACCAAUCCAGCACUGCUCCCGUACCAAUGCCACAGUACUCCCGUACCAUAUCCGCACCAAUCCCGUACCAUUUCUGCACCACUCAUGCAACACCCCCCGUACCCCAGCUCUUCGUCAGUUCGGCCAUAGCGCGCGGAAGUUCGGCCCUAGCUCCCGGAAGUUCGGCCUUAGCGCGUGGAAGUUCGGCCUAAGCGCGCGGAAGUUCGGCCAUAGCAUCCAGGAGGGGGCCUGCGAAGGUACUGUUGAGGGUAGUGGCAUGGGUAUAUAAAGUACUUCUUCAUAUCCAGAGCGGAGAGAACACUUUGUCGCAUGGAGCGGGUAUAACUCACUCAGAUUCCGAAUGGCCGGAUGGCGGGCGUUACCGGUACGUAAUUACGUACGACAUGCUAAUUUGCGUAUGGUAAUGCACUUCUACUGGUGUUUUGUCUAAGCUUUAUGCGUUUAUGUUGGAGCACAGGCUGUCUCGUUGGAGCGAACUGGUGGGAGCUAGGUCGCCGUAUCAGGGAGGUUUCCGACGCAAGCGGGGUACCUGCCACAACCUGUUUCUGUUACGUCACCUGACGGACAAGCAUAAGGGGGGGCGAGGUGCAGUCGACCCCCUGUUCGUUUGUCAGAUUGACUUUGAGAAAGCGUUUGACAAGGUGCCACGUGAUCUCUUGUGGUUAAGAUUGGAGGAACGAGGUGUGCAUGGCGCUAUGUUGGAGGCUCUCAAGACUUGUUACAACAAGGUCAUGAAGCGUGUCAGGGUAGACGGAGUGACGGGGGAUCCUUUUGAAUCUUCGCAGGGGGUCAAGCAAGGGUGCCCUCUCAGCCCCACGCUUUACGGGAUCUUUGGCGAGGGGUUUGCUGACUAUGUUGACGCUAAGGAUAAGUGGCUCCCUGAUGUUAUGCGCGCCAAGCAGCAGACUCCCCAUGCGGAUGGCCGGCGUAUCCCGUUGGAACUGUAGGCCGACGACCUCAGCCUUUUUGCUACGACGCACAGGCGGCUGAUUGUGUUGCUUGCUGAUUUGAGAGAGUGGUGCGAGGCCUUUGGGAUGCGGGUGAAUGUUCGUAAAUGUGAAUUGAUGGUUUUCCACCCUCGUGCAAAUAUCCGCGAGGCUUUUGCUGCCCUUUGCCCCGUGGUGUGGACUUCUAUUGAGGGAAAUGCGCGAGUACCAAUGGUUAUACCCUGGGUACAACGAGCCCGUUUCCUUGGUUUGCACUUUUGUUUCCUGCACAGAGGAACUGUUGACCUCUGGCCGACGUGCUAUGUUUUUCUCUUCAGCGUAAAUUAGAACGCCUAGGUCUCUUGGUCCCUGCUGUUGCAGUUAAGUGUUUCGACGUGCAAGUCCGCCCCAUCUUGUCGUACGGUGUCCAGGUGUGGGGGCCUGAUGUGGUGCUGAAGUUAAUGACGGACUGCGAGAACUCCGGGAGGUCCUUGCGGGACCCAAUGGUGCAGUUACAAAGGGGAUUUCUUCGGGAGGUUGCGGGUGUGAAAGUCUCGCCGGACAAGUUGCUGUUUAAGGAGUUUAACCAGCGCCCGCUGCAUGUUUUCUGGUUGGAACUUUUCCUGCGUUUCUGGAAUGACCUGGUCAAGCAAAAGGACACGGUCUACCAUCAAGCGAUGCGCGGUGAAAUCCGUUCAGCCCUCAGUACUGAUCUUCAAUUUGAUGGCUGGGGUGCUAAGGUGUUGAAGAUUCUGAAAAUUUUAGGGAUGGAUUUAACGGCCUUGGGGGAUGAGUUGAACUUGGAUGCGCGUGUGGAACGUAUUGCUGGCACGGAGUUAAACGUAUCUGCUCUCACUAAAACGUUUGCUGACAGAGUGGAUGCGGAUUGGGAGGAUAGGAGUUUGGAAGUUGACCCGCGGCUUUUCAACCCAGUAGUCCCAGUACCAGGGGUUGGAGUUAUGAUGUGUCGGUAUAAAAAUUGGAUGGGUGUCCCGGUUGACAGGGGGUACAUUACUCAGCGGCAACAUGUCAACCUGAUGCGUUUUCGGCUGUGUGUGUGGGGCAUUGAAGCUAAUCGCCCAAG